Molecule: messenger RNA, 755 nt
Organism: Neohortaea acidophila
Lineage: Eukaryota; Fungi; Ascomycota; Dothideomycetes; Mycosphaerellales; Teratosphaeriaceae
Product: transmembrane protein 6/97
Exons: 4
Coding region: 93-596 (167 amino acids)
Cellular component (GO): endoplasmic reticulum
Source: RefSeq, a predicted model, not a curated record
UCACGACUUCAACCACACCGCGAACAACAUACUCUACAGAGAGUUCUGACGCACAACUAUUCGGUUUCUGUGAUACCCAGAGUCCACCCACCAUGUCAAUCACCUCGCGCAAACGCGAUCUUGUGUACUUGGCCUUCUUCCUGAUCCAUAUUCCGGUCAUGUUUUGCGUGGAUCUCUACCCGUUAUACCCCGAAUCAAUAAGGCCGCAGUUCAUGACAAACCUCCGCACGUGGUACAUCACCACCUACAACGACCGCUUCUUCACCACCCCGCCCGCCUGGUUCUCAGCCUACAUGUGGAUGGAAGCGCUGUAUCAUGUUCCCUUGAGCUUCUGGGCGAUUGGUGCCUUACUCCGAGAUGACCCCAAGCUGCCCAUUCAUCUCCUUGUGUAUGCGGUUCAGACAGCCGUCACCACGCUGACUUGCAUUGCGGAUUACCUGAGUUGGACGGGUUUCAGCAAUGCGCAGAAAAUUGAGCUGGGGAAACUGUACGUCCCGUAUCUGGCGCUGUCUGUCUGGAUGGGGGUGGAUAUGUAUUCGAGGCUUGAUAAGGCGCUGAGUAGGAAUACUGCAACAUCUGCGAAGAAGAGGUCUUGAUGUUGACGGGACGAAUGGGCGCAAGCAGCUAACUUGGAGCAAUACAGUCAGAUUGCACGUUGUACGCGUUUAUGCUUGAACCUUUGGCCGUUCAUGGUGAUCAAUGUAGUUCGUCGUAUACGUUUCAGUGGCAGAGAUCGUCCUACUCAUGGCAAGCGG